This is a messenger RNA of Penicillium pulvis, 2721 nucleotides long. Its product is annotated as Rad4 family protein. NCBI's taxonomy places the organism in Eukaryota, Fungi, Ascomycota, Eurotiomycetes, Eurotiales, Aspergillaceae. The coding region runs from base 1 to 2721 and encodes 906 amino acids. Gene Ontology annotation, molecular function: damaged DNA binding; single-stranded DNA binding. Gene Ontology annotation, biological process: nucleotide-excision repair; mismatch repair. Gene Ontology annotation, cellular component: cytoplasm; XPC complex; nucleus. The transcript has a single exon. The record is from RefSeq and is a predicted model, not a curated record.
AUGCCGCCAUUCGUCCCCCGUAAGCGCGUCUCCUCCGAGGACCCGCCCCCGGCCAAACGCCAGGCCCAGGCCCAUAAUGAUAUCCCUGCCAAGCCCGUCCCCGACUCCAAGUCAAGCUCUGAUUCCGAUUCUGAGCUCAGCGAUCUUCCUGAGGGGUUCGGAGAGUCAAAUACUACACCGGUCGCAGGGCCAGCGGAAGCGUCCGACGACGAGGACUCUGAUGACGAAAUAGACUGGGAAGAUGCCAUCGAUACCAGAACCACGAACACUACCCCAACGCUGGCCGUUCCGGAGUUGCAAGAUCUAGAAUUGACACUAGACAAGAAUGAAACCGAGAUCGUGGAUUUGGUGGAUCCCAAGAAGGGACCGACGAAGAUCGAGCGCCAGAUUCGCAUGCAGUCGCACUGCAUGCAUGUCCAGUGCCUGCUCUUUCAUAAUGCCAUUCGCAACGCGUGGAUCAACGAUGCCAAAAUCCAUGAAAUACUACGGAAGAAGCUGCCCGAGGGAAUACACAAGGAAGUAAAAAAAUGGCGAAUCGCGUCCGGGUUAGAGCUGCCGGAGAAAAAGCCGGAUCCGCCUAAGAGUAAAAAGAAAGGCAAGAAAGCUCGCAAGAGCCAGGACUGGGGCGAGGACUUGGAGCGACUGGAGCCCGGACAGCCUGAUAUGAGUCGUGGAGAUCCGGUUAUCAUCCUUCUCAAAGUCCUAGUGGCAUAUUGGCGGAAACAAUUUCGCAUCACGGCCCCUGGGCUGCGAAAGCAUGGUUAUCGCCCAGUCGCUGCACUUGACAUGGUACUGAAGGACUUCCAUAAAGAAGACCAUGAUCCCGAGCGCCAUGGAGAGCGGAUUGCUAAUCUUGAAGAGUUUCGAGCAACGGCAGAAAGCAUGCAGGGUUCUCGGGAUGUUGGAGCUCAGCUGUUCACAGCUUUAAUACGAGCAUUAGGAAUCGAAGCAAGGCUGGUAGGGAGCCUACAACCAUUAGGAUUUGGUUGGACUAAAGCAGAAAUCUAUACGCCACCCAAGACUAAGAAAGAACAAGAACAAGAACAAGAGAAAGAACAAGACAAAGAACCUGCAGAAGCAGCUGAAUAUAAGUCGGAGUCUGAUGCCGACUCCGAACCAAAAGGACCCAAGCAAAAGAAGGGACGCAGUGCAUACGACAAUGACCUGUUGUUUCCAAUAUACUGGACUGAGGUUGCAUCCCCCGUCACCCACGAGAUCACUUCUGUGGACCCCAUUGUGCUAUCCAACCCGUUAGCCCCCACCGCCGAUCUCCAAGCCGCAUUCGAGCCUCGCGGUGCCAAAGCUGAAAAAGCCAAGCAGGUGAUUUGCUACGUCGUUGCGCAUUCUGCCGACGGGACAGCCAAGGACGUCACGACACGGUAUCUCAAGAGACGUACAUGGCCCGGGAAAACCAAGGGCUUCCGAAUGCCCGUGGACAAGAUCCCGAUACCUGGCCGCCGUGGUGAAUAUCUUGAAUUUGACUGGUUCCGAGUAGUGAUGCGUGGGUACGAAAGACCUCCCCAAAAGCGAACAGAGGUCGACAAACUAGAAGACGAAAAAGAUCUCCAGCGAAAACAACCAGAGAAAAAGAAACCAGCUCAGACGGGAGAUACACUACAAAGCCUCCGCACAUCCACCGAGUUCGUCUUAGAGCGCUUCCUACGCCGCGAGGAAGCUCUCAAACCAGGCUCAGAGUCCGUACGCACCUUCACAUCCGGCAAAGGCGCCCGCGCAAAAGAGGAACUCGUAUACCUCCGCGCAGACGUCGUCAAAUGCAUGUCAGCAGAAAGUUGGCACAAAGAAGGCCGCCAGGUCCAACCCGGCUCAGUGCCCUUAAAGCGCGUCCCCAUACGUGCCGUAACCCUCAUGCGCAAACGCGAGGUAGAAGAGCUUCAGCGCGAAACCGGCGAGAAACCCAUGCAGGGACUAUACUCGCGAGAUCAGACGGAGUACAUCAUCCCACCACCCAUCGUCGAUGGAAUCAUUCCGAAGAACGACUACGGGAAUAUCGACUGCUUCGUCCCGAGUAUGGUUCCUCGCGGCGCUACACACGUCCCACUCCCAGCCACCGUGCGGCUUUGUAAAAAGCUCGGAAUUGACUACGCGGAAGCGGUGACUGGUUUCGAGUUCGGAUCUAAGAUGGCAGUCCCCGUUAUCCAGGGUGUAGUUGUUGCGUCCGAGAAUGCAGAUCUGCUUCGAGAUGCCUGGCGCGUGGACGCGGCUGAAAAGCGGAAGCGCGAGGAGCUGAAGGCUGAGAAACGAAUUUUGCAGACGUGGCGUAAGUUUUUGUUUGGGUUGCGGAUUGCCGAGCGUGUGCGCGAGGAAUAUGGUGGUGGGGAUCCUGCUGAUGAUCGUGAGCGGGAGACUCAUAAUCCAUUUGUGGCGCGCAAGAAGACUGCCGUCGAUGAUGUUGAUGAACGGCAUUUUCAUGAUGAAUCUGCUCAGGAUCGUGCCGAGGAUUAUGAUCCUGUCGAGCAUGGUGGAGGCUUUUUACUGCCUGGUGAAGGCGACGAUGGAGACGAUGACUUGAUUGUUGAGCAUCACAAAGAUGAGGAGAAUCUUGUCGGUGACGGUUCUAAUCACCCUGGUGAUGAAGACGAUUCGUCUGGGGACUUGUCGCCUCCCAUUUCGAUACCAUCUACCUCUGAUGAGGAAGGGGAUGAUUCGGAGCCUGAAUAUGCGCCCUCGAGGAAUACUAGACGUCGUCGGCGGGGUGGCUGA